CCCGGGCAGCAAUAAUCGUCCUUGUGCAUGACAGGAGCUUUGAAUAGCUAAGAGGGAUUCUCCGGUGCGAUAAAUGAGGAUAGUGCGUACGAUGCCGGUGUAACAGGAAUAAAAUAACACAAGACGAUCAGUUCCACGUGCUAGGCCACAGGCGUAACACCGACCACAUACAUGUAUAAGACCGGUGCUUGCUGCUGUUGCUCAUCUUUUUCAGUUGGGCCAGCGACGGUAUGAGUCGUUCCGGGCAGCGGUCACCGCUGAGCCCGGACAAAAACGGUCAGUGCGAUUGGGAACCCGGCGGGUGUUGUUACGAAGAAGAGGACGAAGAUCCGCUGGAAGUAGUGAGAGGGGAACGGGAAGACGAUCUAACUCGGGUUUGCAUUAACCACCAUUAUCACCACAGCUGCCACAGUCACCGGCGCCUCUCGCCCAUGUCACCUCCUGGCAAAAAGCACUUAGGCCUGGAGCUGCACCUCAGUGAUCCGCCGUACGAGUUCCCCCCAGACUCUGUCCUUAUCGGUUCUCCAUCUGAGGUGGAGGACGGAGAAUAUGAGGAAAGCAACACCACCAGAAUACUUAUUCCCGAACGUAAACGGACUCGGUCCAGCAGUUCCCGACAUCGCUAUGAGAUCGUUACAGAGCUGGGGCCGGAAGAAGUGCGCUGGUUUUACAAAGAGGACAAGAAAACGUGGAAACCGUUCAUCGGCUAUGAUUCGUUACGUAUUGAGCUGGCCUACCGUAAACUAUCGGAUUUUACAGCUGCCCAAGCCGAUAAGGAAGCAGGUGCUCCAGGGGCGAACGACCCAGAGGGACCAGUACAGGAGAACUCGGAGCUGGAUGUUAGCAGUUUAGGGGACUUGGUGAAGAUCGAACCUGUGUGUGUGAGGAGCGGUCUCUAUGAAGUGGAUGUGGCCGAAUUAGAAUGUUACCCGGUUUACUGGAAUCAGUCAGAUAAGAUCCCAGUGAUGCGUGGUCAAUGGUUUAUUGAUGGUACUUGGCAACCUCUAGAAGUAGACGAGAGCAAUGUGAUUGAGCAAGAACAUCUGGCCUGUUUUAGGGGCCAUCCCAUACAAGACACCUUUGAUAUGGAAGUAGUAAAACCGGUAGACCACAAGGAUGUUCUCUACCACCUUUCUCCCUUCACCCUCCCUUCCUUGUUCAAUUGGAGAGGAUAUAAGGAAAGCACAGGGGCACCAUGUGCCAAAAGAAAGCGCUAUGAAGCCAUUCAGAGUGUGAAAUUGAGUCGGAGCCAUGUGGAUUGGCAUAGUGUGGAUGAAGUUUAUCUAUACAGCGAUGCAACAACAUCUAAAAUAGCAAGGACUGUUACACAGAAGUUAGGUUUUUCUAAAGCUUCAAGUAGUGGAACACGGCUGCACAGGGGCUAUGUUGAAGAAGCUACAUAUGAGGAUAAGCCUGUGGAUACAACUCAUAUUGUUUUUGUUGUCCAUGGCAUUGGACAGAAAAUGGACCAAGGAAGAAUUAUCAAAAAUACAGCAAUGAUGAGAGACACCGCAAGAAAAAUUGAAGAGAAACACUUUUCAAACUUGACAACAGAGCAUGUAGAGUUCCUUCCUGUGGAAUGGCGGUCAAAACUUGCUCUUGAUGGAGACACUGUUGAUUCUAUUACCCCAGAUAAAGUACGUCGCAUAAGGGAUCUGCUGAACAGCAGUGCAAUGGACAUCAUGUACUAUACAAGUCCUCUCUAUAGAGAUGAACUAGUAAGAGGCCUUCAGCUGGAGCUAAAUAGACUAUACAUCCUCUUCUGCUCUCGGAAUCCUGAAUUUGAAGAGAAAGGAGGAAAAGUCUCAGUAGUAUCCCACUCAUUAGGGUGUGUCAUCACAUAUGAUAUCAUGACAGGGUGGAAUCCAUUUUGUAUGUAUGAACAAAUGCUGCCACAUGAAGAUGAAGACGUCCAGUGGAUAAGUUAUGAAGAACAGCACCUCCUAAGAGAGCUUUACUUAACUAAACAAAGAUUAAAAGAGUUAGAAGACAGACUGCAUGGAUUGGCAACCUCACACGCUAGCACUCCUGCCUUAAAAUUUAAAGUUGAAAAUUUCUUCUGUAUGGGAUCACCUUUGGCAGUCUUUUUGGCAUUGCGUGGCAUCCGUCCAGAAAACAGUGGAAGUCAAGAUCACAUUUUGCCUAAAGAUAUUUGUAAUCGUUUGUUUAAUAUGUUUCAUCCAACAGAUCCUGUGGCCUAUAGACUUGAACCCUUAAUACUGAAACAUUACAGCAAUAUCUCACCUGUCCAAAUCCACUCAUCUCACACCACAAACCCAAUACCCUAUAAGCUUAUGAAACCAUGCUUUAUCAACCCUUCCAAAGAAACUACCUCAGUAUCUGACACCGAAAGCAUACCAAGCCCAAGCAUUUCACCAGUCCUGCCUCGAAGACAUUAUGGCGAAUCCAUAACCAACAUAGGCAAAGCAAGUAUUUUAGGUGCUGCAAGCAUUGGAAAGGGCAUUGGGGGAAUGUUGUUCUCACGAUUUGCACGUUCUAGUGAAUCUGCUCCUCAAGGUUAUGAAGUUAAAGACUCUGUAGAAGGAGAUGACAAAAAAUCACUUGCAAGUCAGAGCUCUACAGUGACACUUCCACACAGCAUAUCCGGCUCUCUGGACCCCACAUUGGAGUUGGAGCACCGGAUUGACUUUGAGUUAAGAGAAGGUCUUGUGGAAAGUAGAUACUUAUCAGCUGUGACUUCCCAUACAGCGUACUGGGCUUCAAUGGAUGUGGCCCUCUUCCUUCUGACAUUUUUGUAUAAAGAAGGCCAAGAAGAGGAGGAAGUCAAACAAAACGUAGAUGCACUUUAGUGAUUGUUUUAAAAGGACUACAAAAUAAAUGGACAAACUGGAUACUUUCUUGUUUGAAAAUUGCAGAUAAAUAAUGAGGCUUGAAGGUUUUUCGGUUAAAGUGCAUGUUUGAAUGUUCAUUUGUUUUAGAGAGCAGCACUAAAUUAGUACCCAAAAUAACUUUACCAUUUUAUUUACAACUUUUGUUUUUUUUUAACUUUGUAUUUAAUACUUUCCUUUAAGAACAUAUUAACAAGCUACUUCUUGGUAUGUAAACGUACAUACAUUGUAGGUAACACAGUAAGCCGAUAGGUAUGUACAGGUUCAUGCAGAGGAUGGGAAUUCAUUUCGUAACAUCUCUCUAGGUUAUUUUGCAUAACUGACAUUCUAGGAAACUGCUGCCGUCUUACCACUUUCAGAAAUCGUAAGAAGAUGAUAGUUUUGUGACCUCAUUGGAAUCUGCGUUUUCUGCAGUAAUCUAGAAGGCUUUGCAGAUGUUAGUAAAUGCUUAACCACAAAUAUUGGCAGAGCAAGAUACUAACGUUUUGAAGUAUUUAUAAUUUACUAUUACCUCUCCUUGUUCUUUAAUUUUGGUUAUAUGAAGCAUUUAUUUUUUUGUACUAAUUUUUUUUUUUGACCUAGGAACCACAUUAAUUUUCUACAUUUUUCUGACUGUAUUUCCCAGAAUGCAUAUCUUUGUACUAAAAUAACUAUGUGAACACUGUGGCACUCCGUAAUAUUUUCAUUAUAAAAAAAGAAAUAAAUUUUUGUGGUUUCACAUACAAA
Molecule: messenger RNA, 3575 nt
Organism: Bombina bombina (fire-bellied toad)
Lineage: Eukaryota; Metazoa; Chordata; Amphibia; Anura; Bombinatoridae
Gene: DDHD1
Product: DDHD domain containing 1
Exons: 13
Coding region: 231-2810 (859 amino acids)
Cellular component (GO): cytoplasm
Molecular function (GO): glycerophospholipase activity; metal ion binding
Source: RefSeq, a predicted model, not a curated record